Molecule: messenger RNA, 9371 nt
Organism: Candoia aspera
Lineage: Eukaryota; Metazoa; Chordata; Lepidosauria; Squamata; Candoiidae
Gene: KCNB2
Product: potassium voltage-gated channel subfamily B member 2
Exons: 3
Coding region: 309-3032 (907 amino acids)
Biological process (GO): potassium ion transmembrane transport; protein homooligomerization
Cellular component (GO): dendrite; voltage-gated potassium channel complex; neuronal cell body
Molecular function (GO): delayed rectifier potassium channel activity; protein binding
Source: RefSeq, a predicted model, not a curated record
CACGCACACGCGCGCGCGCGCGCGCGCAGGCACUCACACAACCAAAACAAACCUCGCCCGCCUUCACCUCGGCAGAUUGUCAACAGAUCAUUUGCAAAGGGAAUCUGAGAGCAGCCGCGACCCGCGGGGAGGCGGCGGGGGAAUUCCGGGCGCCUUUGUGCUUCCCCCCGCCGGUGUUUCUGCCGAACGUGGUCGCGCCGAGUAAGCUUCAGAAAUGGAAGAACUUAUCUAACAAGGACCUAACUUACUAUCUCAGUCAACUUUGAUUCUCUUAAGGACUCUGGCUUUGCUGCUACUUCCCUAUCAGGAUGGCCGAAAAGGCUCCAGGUAUAAACAAAAAGUCAUCAAGGUCUACACAGUCCCUGCCACCAGAACCAGUGGACAUAAUCAGAAGCAAAGCAUGUUCUAGGAGAGUGAAGAUCAAUGUAGGUGGACUCAAUCAUGAAGUUCUAUGGAGGACUUUAGACAGACUUCCACGGACACGCUUAGGGAAGCUCAGAGACUGCAAUACUAAUGAAUCUUUACUAGAAGUAUGUGAUGACUAUAAUCUUCAUGAGAAUGAAUAUUUCUUUGAUAGACACCCAGGUGCUUUCACUUCUAUCCUGAAUUUCUACAGGACGGGAAAGCUACAUAUGAUGGAGGAAAUGUGUGCCCUCUCUUUUGGCCAAGAACUAGAUUAUUGGGGGAUUGAUGAAAUAUAUUUAGAGUCCUGUUGCCAGGCGAGGUAUCACCAGAAGAAAGAGCAAAUGAGUGAAGAAUUAAGAAGAGAGGCAGAGACAAUGAGAGAAAGAGAAGGUGAAGAAUUUGAUAAUGCUUGCUGCCCAGAGAAAAGGAAAAAACUCUGGGACUUGUUAGAAAAACCCAAUUCAUCAGUGGCUGCAAAGAUUUUGGCCAUUGUAUCCAUAUUGUUCAUUGUACUAUCCACCAUUGCUUUGUCACUCAACACUCUACCUGAGCUUCAAGUAAUCGAUGAAUUUGGACAGCUAAACGACAACCCACAGCUAGCACAUGUUGAAGCUGUGUGUAUAGCAUGGUUCACUAUGGAGUACCUUUUGCGUUUCCUGUCAUCUCCAAACAAGUGGAAGUUCUUCAAAGGUCCAUUAAAUGUGAUUGAUUUGCUAGCCAUUUUGCCCUAUUAUGUCACCAUUUUUCUCACAGAGUCCAACAAAAAUGUGCUACAGUUUCAAAAUGUCCGCCGUGUAGUUCAGAUAUUCCGUAUCAUGAGGAUACUGCGGAUCCUUAAACUUGCUAGACAUUCAACUGGACUUCAGUCUUUAGGAUUUACCUUGCGAAGGAGUUAUAAUGAAUUGGGUUUAUUGAUAUUAUUUUUAGCUAUGGGAAUUAUGAUAUUUUCCAGUCUCGUGUUUUUUGCUGAAAAAGAUGAAGAUGCUACAAAGUUUACAAGUAUUCCUGCAUCAUUUUGGUGGGCUACCAUCACUAUGACCACAGUAGGUUAUGGUGACAUUUAUCCCAAAACUUUAUUAGGUAAAAUAGUUGGUGGAUUGUGUUGCAUUGCUGGAGUGCUCGUGAUAGCCCUACCCAUUCCCAUUAUAGUAAACAAUUUCUCAGAGUUUUAUAAGGAGCAAAAGCGGCAGGAGAAAGCCAUUAAAAGAAGGGAGGCACUUGAACGAGCAAAAAGAAAUGGAAGCAUUGUCUCAAUGAAUUUAAAAGAUGCCUUUGCUCGCAGUAUGGAACUGAUUGAUGUAGCUGUUGAUACUGGUAAAACUGAGGAAGCAGCCAGUUCAAAGGAAACUCCCGAUGACAACAACUCAUCUCCAAGCCGUUGGAAAUGGGCCAGAAGGACAAUGUCUGAGACAAGUUCUAAUAAAUCCUUGGAGAACAAAUACCAGGAAGUGAGCCAGCAAGAUUCCCAUGAACAGCUAAACAAUGCAGCAGCAACCUCCAGCCCUCAACACUUGAGUGCUCAGAAACUUGAACUAUUAUAUAAUGAAAUUACUAAAACUCAGUCUCAGCCUAAUCUGAAUUCCACCUACCAAGGCCCUUCAGGGAAACCUUCCCUCUGUGAGGAGGAGAUAGAAAUGGAAGAGGUCACUGGACAAGGAGACACAUCUGUGACAGGGCCCAAAGAUGUCAUCCCUGACAUGAGAAGCACUUCUAGCAUUGACAGCUUUGCCAGCUGUGCCACUGAUUUCACAGAGACAGAACGGUCACCUCUGCCUCCAUAUUCCAGUUCUGACUUGCAACCAAGAUUUCCCACUGAGUCUGCCCACCUAGAAGAUCAAACAGCAAAAGAUUCUCAACUUUUACCACUCAUGAAAGAUAAAAUGUUUUCCCCCAGGGAUGCCAGCUUUGAUUACUCCUCAGCCAAUACAAUGAUGAGUUCUGAGAACCCCUGUUCUCAUGCUCUCCUUCACGGUCACUUUCACUUUGUCAAUGCCACGGAGAGUCCAAAAAGUUCUCUCAAAGGAAGCAACCCUUUAAAGUCAAGGUCACUUAAGGUUAAUUUUAAGGAAAACAGAGGUGGUGCUCCACAAACCCCACCAAGCACCACAAGGCCAUUGCCAGUGUUGGCAACAGGAGACUUCCUACAAUCCACCCCUCAGCAUAUCAGCACUAUCCUCUUAGAAGAGAAUUCGCCACGGGGGGAAAGACCCCUGCUGGGUGCAGAUGCUUCUGUAGCUUCUAAGCAAUCAUGCCCUCUGUUCCCCAGACAGAAACUUUUUUCUUUCCCUUCAAAAGAGAGAAGUUUCACUGAAAUAGAUACUGGUGAAGAAGAUGACUUAUUGGAAAUCCAUGGCAUAAGGCACAACAGGCAGUUGGAUAUCAAGGCAAACUGCUUUGGGGAUAAACUUAAGGAUGGGAACUAUUUAAUAGAAGAGUCUGAAGUCAUCUCUUCUUCACCCAAAUCUUUGGGUCAUAACUGCACUCAAGACAUUUAUCGUGUUGCGGGGGAAGUAACAGGGGACAGUAGUCAAGAAGGUCAUAAAAUGGAAAACCAUUUGUUUUCCCCAGAAAUCCAUACAAAUCCUAGUGAUCCUGGUUACUGUCCCACCAGGGAAACCAGCAUGUGACUAGUUAGGAGAGCAAUAAUGACAAAAACUCAUUUCUUAAAACUGGAAUUAGCAAUGCCUAUGAAUUUAAAAAGGGAAGCCUCAAAAGUAAAUAAAAUAUUAUUUUUGCAUGGCAUGAAGAAUUGCUUAGUUUAAGUACAUUUUAAUUUAAAAGCAAAAAAAAAACUUUUUUUUUCUAACAAAAGAUAAAUCAGGAAAAAUGCAACAAGAACCAAGUAAAAUAAAAUGCUCUUUUCAGAGAUGAUCUUCUGCAAUGCUUAACACUAUUAAUACUUUCAUUUAUGAUUGUAGAUAAUGGAUUUUAAUUAACUUUUAUUUUUCCUUUUGAAUUUCAGAAUUUGCACAUGAAAGGAUGAAAUGUUGAUUCAUAAGUCAAUAAUAGUGUGAAAUAAGGUGCUUUGAGUCUGCAAAAUGCAUACUUUUGUAAAUAAUUUGGGUUUGUUGGGACGUUUCCAGUUAUCAAGGAUUUGUGGAAAACAGGUUUCUUGGGACACAGAUACUUCCUUCAAGUCCACUGCCUGGAGGAUUUGUAUAGACUUAUGUUGCAGAAUUGCAGCUUAUUUUUAGAGCAUCUUAUCUAUCUUGCUUUCUCUUUAAAUGCCCAUCAAAUGUAAGCUGUUUGUUUAAGAAAACUGCAGUGUUUUCUCAUUUCUUUGUGAAGUGAACCAUAGCUUCAAUUAUUUUUAUUUGCAUAGAUGUCAUGGAUGCACUUGAAGUUUCUUGAAAAAAAUUCUCUUAAGACUGGGCAAGAUUUAAUGACCAGGAAUUGAACUUUUGUUAGACCUGCCAAAUUCAAAGCAAACAAGAAACCAUUAUGUUCUGAAAUAAAAUUAUUUUUAUGGUAAUAAAAUGUGCCAAAUGACAUGAAAGCUGAUUAUUUUAUCCUAAGAGUUUAACAAUCUUAUAUUACAGUUGUGAUUACUGUAUGCACUAUUGUUAAACUCUUAAUGUUUUUAGACUACUUGUUAUUGUAUAUCUGCUGUUUUCUUUAACAGCAGUGUGUCAUUUGCACAUCAUUUUUCAUCCCAAUUUAGUUAUUGUUUGAUUUCAGAAUGCUGUACCAGUAUCAUUCCAUGAAUCAACCAAAAGAAUUGCCACCAUAUGCAAAGUCAGAAAAUGUAUCUCUCAGAGGAGAUUAUGAAGGUUCACACACUGUGCAAAGCUGUAAUGUGGAUUGUUUAUGUUUACCUUAGAGUAUGAUGUGAAUCUGGUCAGGGUGGUUUGUAAAUAGUGGCAUAUGGCUUAAAAAUGUGUAAACCCUGUAAUUGUGCUUAUUCAGCAAAAUGUCUGAGUGCCUCAAUUUUGCACAAGGAAUCUUGAAUGCAGAUGGGUUCACUCAUAAUUAUUACCAUUUCUAUGUAAUUAUAGUAAUUAAGAUCCAGAAAAUGGAAUAUUUUGAAACCUCCAUUCUUCAUCUUCAUGAUAUCUCUUCUAUCACAAGCACUCUAGUCAAUCCUUUUUCUUUUUUUGCCAGAUUCCCAUGACUAAUUCUACUAAUUUAAAUAAAAUAUUUAAUACAUCAGCUAUUUUAGAAUCCCAAAAUUUAGUAGUAGGCUUAAACAGCAUUUUAACUGUGUUACUUUUUUUUUUUAACUAACUUAACAUAUUUCUCAGUCACACUUAUUCUCUGGGGCCAGGGAGCACAUUUGGAAUUUGGGGAACUUGUAGGGAAUUAAGGUGGUGGAAUGGGGGAGGUUGGGGAAAACCAGGUUCAAGUCCACCCCCAACUAGGAAAACUCACUUGGGUUAGUCAUUUCUCUCCCAGCCCAACCUACAGCCCAACAGUGUUGUGGGAUGCAGUAAAGACAGAACUCCGUGUAGCUCUUGGAGGAAAAAAAACAAAACAUAUAAAUCUGACAAAUAAUAUAAUAACCUCAUGGUGCAAGUGAUGAGAUACCUCCUGUGGUUCAGCAGAAUUCUCUUCAGAAUCACAGUUUAGCUUCAUCAAUUUUCCCCUGGGCAAAUGACACAUUUUCAGGCCAAACAUAGGGUGCCGCUGUCCACAAUUGUUUUCUAAGAAUGCCUAGUCCAAAACCCUUUUUUAUUAAAAAAAAAAAAAAUGGAUGACGCUGAAGGCCCAUGCAUGGCUUUGCAAGGUGCCAGUUUCUCAUGUACAUUUUUUCCAGUUAAAAGGUUGUUUUUUAAAGUGAGCCAAGCACUAAGGAAAAACAUUUAUUGCCUACUCUUUUUAUAUAGCUAAACAGAGUUCAAAAAUUCCCAUAAGUUUUUUAAAAGCCCAUUUUUAUUUCGUUAUUUGCAUCAAAACAGCUUUCAGUGGAGAAAUAGUGUGUGUUACUGUAUAGCUCAUGAAUUUUACUUUUCCUAAAUACAGUACCAACUAAAAAUUUGCAAACUUGUAUUUCACUCUUUGGACCAAAUAUUAAGCACAGGAGAUGUUUUAAAAACGUGUUGUUUAAAUUCCUCUUAAGACUUGCUUUUUCUAUUAAAUUAUGUGUCUCCAGAUCCAUAUCUGAUUAAUUUAAAUAUCGGGGUUAAAUGUCAUUUCUAAAACAGCCAAUGUCUGGUCAUUAAGUCUCAAAGUAUUUAUUAGUUCUUUAUGACAAUCCAAGUAAUUCUAUUUUUGCAUAAGAUUUGACUUAAUUGCAUGGCAAUCCACUUGAUCUGGUUCAAUUACUUAUAUUCUGUUCCUUGAAGCUCCUUUAUUUGUUUGUCUUCUUUCAUGGGUAGAUAUUCCCAUUAACAGACACUUAAAUGCUAGCUAAAACCCUUUUAGAGAUGUUGCAUUGUUAUUUCAGUUUGUUUAUUUACAUCAUGCAUAUGUUUUCUGCCUUUUUUCAGACAGCUGUAUCUGCCUUUUUUCAGACUGUCAAAAGUAAAAGCUAAGUGAAAUGUUAGCCUUAGGUUGGAAACAGCAGCUUGCUCAGUGAUUUCAAUGAAGUCAUGAUUUCACUCAUAAUCUCUACCCAAAGAAAACUCUUGGUGACUUCCAUAAAUUCUGAGUUAAAGAUCUAAAGUCCAAAAGUGAAAAUUUGCUCUUCUCCAAUUAAAUAAUGAAAACCUUUCUGUCUUUAUAGUCCUGAUGGUGUAUCACAUGAUACAAACAUUUUAACUUGCUGUCUUAUAGAAGAGAAAAAGCAACUGGUGUACUGUAUUGCUUUAGAUGCAGUGAAACCUUGUAAUCUGUUUCCCAUACCAAGUCUGUAAACUAUAGUCUCAAAGCCCUUUGCUACUGAAAAUACUGUUUUCAACAUACUUUUAAAAAUCUUAUUCCAUAUAUGUUUGUGAAGUAAUUCAACUGCUGUCACUGAAAGCUGAUCAUCAGCCUAGGAAGAAAUUUGAAGAUUUAUGAAUUGCUCUUAUGAUAGCAGUAAAAUAAAAGAUGCUUCAUUCAUUCUGUAGAGAUAUUGCUACUGAAUGCCAUGUGCUCUUAUUCUAAAGGAAGUGUUAGAACUAGCACCUUAUUAAAACAGUAUGUUCUUGUAAGGCAGGAAUGUGGGAUCUGUGACUUUCCUGUCUGCUGAAUUUAAAUUCUCAGCAUCUCAUAUCUGGCCAUAAUGGCUACUGUUGCUGGAAGUUGUCCAGGUUCCCCACCCCAGCAUAGAAAUGCCAUCUGGACUGACAAUACCAAAUGGCAUGCAAGCCACUAUGAAAUACGUUAAUGAUUAGCCCAAAGUCACUCAAUGGCUGGAAUCCUGUGGAUAGACUUGAACCUGAACCUCCACAGUCCUUGUUCCACUCUAGCACUCUAACCACUACUUCAUCCUGCCUCUUUCUAAGCAAACACUAAUAUUUAACAUAAUUUUUCAUUCCUUGUCAUCUAAAGUAAAAAAACUGUCAACAUAUUAACAUAGAAAACUUUUGACACACUUGUACAUGUGUAUGGAGAAAAUCAAUCUAUGUGAUCACUAAGAGUUGACAACAACUUGAUGUCACAUAAUCAAUCAAUCACAUGUGUAUCAAAUAGUCUUAAUUCACCAAGGUUCAUUUUUCAUUAUUAUUUCAAAAGCAAGCCAAAUUAAGCUUAUAAAAAAAAGAAUGGAAUGUGUUACUCAUUUUUAAGUGUAGAACAUUUAUUAUAGGUAGCAAUUAUAGUACUUUUGGCUAUGAUGGAUGCCCUGCUUUUUAAAUUAUGCUGUAAUUCUGUAAAAUAUUUGGCCACACUAAACAUCUUGAAGAAAUUGCUGAAUCAAACCCAGUAUGGAAAAAAGGAGGGAAGAAAACCAGAAGUCUUGUGAGUAUAUGUGACAUGUUUAAAAACAUUUUAAUAUAUUUGCUUGUUAAUUAUUGUAGCAAAGAGCAAUAUUAAAACUUUUCAUUCCAGUCCUCUUACAUAUCAGUUAUAAUUGAAACCACCCUUUAAAAAAAUCAAUUAAUUAGAGUGGUUUAUGCUUGGCCACUCAGGUUACAUUCUUCUAGCCAGGUUCAGCUGAAGUCAAUGGGCGAAAUUAUGAAUAAACCAAAGUAUCAUAUUUAUUAUGUUUGAAAUGUGAAUAGCUCGAUAUAAGUCCACUUCAUAGCAGAUUUUCAGGGAAGGGAGACAUAAAAACUAUCUACAAUAAAAAUGUUUGCAAUCUGGUCUUAAACAUUUCCCUUCUACUAUAAAAAGUGUGAAAACAAUUUUCCCCACUCUUUACAUUCCCUAUUGCAUUGACAGAGUUCUCAAACUGUCAGUCUAGACAGUCUGUCUAGACUGGCAGUACUAGACUUUGUACUCUCAGUACCAAGAAAGGGGAGUUGUGCUAGAGCAGGGUAGAAACCAGUGGCCCUUCAGAUGUUGCUGACUAUAGUCCCCAGCAUCUCUUACCAGGCCAUGUUGGCUUAGGUUGUUGAAAGCUGCAGUACAGCAACACCUGGAUUGCUCAGGUUCCCCAGCUUAUGUAUUGCUUAUUGCACAGGAGAAAAUACAGAAAGAACUGUACAUUAUCUGGUUCCUCCCCAACCUGGUCUCCUUUAUAACUCAAUUUAUUGCUCAUCCCAAAUAAGGAAAACACUUGAGUUGGAUUUAACAGUUCUUCUUGCACAUAGGGUAGGGGAGAAGGUGAUUCUUCCACAUAAAUGCACUCGUGGAGAUUAAUGCUGCUCAACACCACUGCUCUUGUCCUCAGGACUGAUUUUUUAGGAAGAGUCUGCUGCACCUAGGUGAAAAACUACCACACCUGCAUAACUUAUAUGAUGGAACAUGUCUUCUGCUCACACCAAUGGGAAAAAAACUUACAGUGGUUUCUCCAACUGCCUGGCUCAGAGCAGUUGGCACUGGAAAAUUUCACCCAAGUCCCUGGAUGUAGGGCAGAGUUUGAGACUUAUACCUCUUUAUAUUCUCAGCAAAUUAUGCAAAGCUUAGCCACGGACUUGAUAUACAGGUCAGUGAUGGUUGUGCAGAUGACAUGAAAAUACUUAGGGAUCAGUUUCCUGCAAAGAACAUUGCUCAGCACUUAACUUGUUGCAUUGAGAUAACUGUACAUUAAUAAUAUAUACUGUCUUAUGUUUAUAAGUUAUAUAUCACUGGUAUUUGUUUCUUAUCUACAAGAAUAGGAAUUCAGUUUAAUUUAUUUUAACAUUGUUUUCUUCUGAAUGCUACAAAUGCUGGAAGGGGAAAAAAGCACAACAGUAUUUUUUUAUGAUGAUGAUGAUGACGACGACGACAACUUCUUUUGCCGCAAUAUGUCUUUACUGUUCAGUUUCAAGGAACGGCAGCAUUUCAUUGUGAACUGCUAGACUAACAAGUUAUCCUCAUUUUUAAAAAAAAACUGAGAAAUGUACUUUCAGUGGGAGAUACAAACACGUCUUGUCAAAUGUCAUUCUGCUGCCUUUACAAAAUGCCCCAUAUAAAAUGGAAAAAAUUGCUAGUUUUGUUGAGUAUAUUAUUCAUCUUUUAAGGAUGGAUGCUGGGAUGAAAAUAAUAUUCAUAUAGGACACUUUUCAAGAGUACUUGCUUGCAUUAUUUACUCGAAAUGUCUUAGUUUCACCAUUUUUUUUCUCAGUUAGGAAUACCAGCUUAACCCCUUGCCUUUUUCUGUCUUAAACCAUUAAUGGAAUUUCACAUAUAAUAGUAUUCAUUAUCAAUGUGUUUGUAUCAAUGUUUCCAUCUCAGCUGCAUUUUAACAUCAUGAAAAGGAAAUGUGAUGUUUUGAAAUUUGGAUUUUCCUUUCCUAUCCUUUUUUUCUUUCUUUCUGUUUUAAUUCUGUUACAUUUGCUGAUCAAGUAAAUAUUUCUGCACAAAUCAGCAUAUAAAUAUGCAUGUUGUAGCUGUAUUGUACAAUUGUUCAGCAUCAGGAUACUUGUUUAUUUUCUGUCAAAUGUCUGUAAAAUAAAUGGCAUUGUUCUCCAUUUCCCUCUGCCAGAGUAAGCAGAACAGUAAAUAAAUGUGUAAAUGAGUCA